This is a messenger RNA of Plenodomus lingam JN3, 1059 nucleotides long. NCBI's taxonomy places the organism in Eukaryota, Fungi, Ascomycota, Dothideomycetes, Pleosporales, Leptosphaeriaceae. The record is from RefSeq and is a predicted model, not a curated record.
AUGGAAUCUAUCCCCGUCCUGGUAACUGGUGGCUGUGGAUUCCUAGGCACAUCCAUCGUCUCCCAACUCCUAGGCACCAAGCGCUUCGCCAUAACAGUCAUCGACAUUAAUCCCCCCUCCCUGGGCAGCGCAACCUUCACCGCCUCUGUCCGCUAUGUGCGCGCCAACAUCCUCGAUAAAGAAGCCCUGCAAAAAGUAUUCAAUGAAGCGCGGCCAUCAAUCGUGGUGCAUACAGCCGGUCUGUGUCCCGUGGGCUCUGCGCGGUACUCGAUGAAGGGCAAGGAGACGGUGUUCAAAGUCAAUGUAGAGGGAACACGGAACGUUGUGAGUGCGGCAAAAGAGUGUGGAGCGAAGGGGCUGGUGUACACCAGUAGUAGUACGGUGGUAUUCGAUGAGUUGGAGGCGGACUUUAGAAAUGUGGACGAGGGGUGGCCAACUGGGAGGGCGAAGACGAGCUAUGGGAUUAGCAAGACCCUGGCGGAAGAGAUAGCCCUCUCUGCCAAUACCCACGAUUUUGCAACUUGCGCUCUUCGUCCUGCCCCUGUAUUUGGCCCCAACGAUCCAGGCUGUAUCCCCAUCAUUCACUCCUGUAUAGCCGCCGCCCAGACGCCCUUUGUCAUUGGAUCUGGCACCAAUCUGCAAGACUAUGCCUACGUCGACAAUGUUGCAGACGCCCACGUCCUGGCAGUCAGUAAUCUGCUCAACUGCCAAACUGCAGCUGGCGAGGCCAUAUUCAUUUCUAAUGGCCAGCCUGUCACCCUAAGGCAGCUUUGUAUCGCAGUAUGGAAACAUUUUGGACACAUUCCCAAGUACCAGAUUGCGGUGCCCGAGGGUUUAGCUUGGUGGCUAGGUUUAGGUUUCGAGUGGACCGGGUGGAUUAUGGGGACGGAGGGGCCAUUGAGUAGAGGGUUGGUGAGUGAUGGCUGUAGGGAUCGGUAUAUGAAUCUGUCGAAGGCGCGGCGGUUACUGGGGUACAGGGCCAAGGUGAAUCUCGAUGAGGGAUUGAGGAUUAGCUGCGAGCACUAUAGAAGGCGCCUGGAGGGGCAGCAGAAGAGGUGA